AUGUAUAGUUACUUCAAAAAAGAGGACUCAAAGGGCUCCAUUGAAGAAGCAGGCGGUGUUGGGGAAGCUACCUACACUGGGCAAGUCAUCCCAAUCGAUGAAAAUGUAAAACAAUUGGGUGUUCUCGGUGCCAUUGGCUUGAUUUUCAAUCGUAUGGUUGGUACUGGUAUCUUUGCCACCACUUCCACAAUUUAUGUCUUGUCUGGUUCUGUCGGUCUUUCUCUCAUUUUGUGGUUGGUUGGCUCUUGUAUCGCAUUGGCGGGGAUGUACGUCUAUAUGGAAUUCGGUUCAGCAAUUUCCAAAAACGGUGGGGAAAAAAAUUACUUAGAAUACGUUUACAAGAAGCCAAAGUUCUUGGUCAGUGCAAUGUAUGCCACUUACAUUUUCUUUCUUGGCUGGGCAGCCGGUAAUUCCAUCAUCUUUGGGGAAUAUAUCUUGACCGCCGCCAACGUCGAAGUCACUAGAUGGAAUCAACGUGGUAUUGGUGUGGCUUGUGUGGCUUUCUCCUUUGCCAUCCAUGCAUCUAACUUCAAGGCCGGCGUUUUCUUGCAAAACAUCUUGGGUUUGUUCAAAUUAAUUAUUGUCUUGAUCAUCGCCAUCACUGGAUUGGUGGCAUUAGGCGGACAUAUCAAACAUGCCCCUGGUACCGCUAACUUCCAUAACGCAUUUUCUGGUGGCGAAGUUACUGGGUAUGGUGUGGUUACCGCCUUGUAUAACAUCAUUUGGUCAUUUAUCGGUUACUCGAACGCCAACUAUGCUUUGAGUGAAGUCAAGAAUCCCGUUAAAACUUUAAAAAUAUCCGGUCCUUUGGCAGUUAUUGCCUUGGCUAUCAUUUAUAUGUUGGUAAAUAUUGCUUAUUAUGCAGUUGUCCCAUUGGAUCAAUUGGCAAACAGUGGGACCAUUGUCGCUGCUAAUUUCUUCAGAAUUGCCUUUGGUAAAAGUUCAGAAAGAGCCAUUUCUGUAUUUGUGGCAUUGUCAGCCCUUGGUAACGUCAUGUCAGUGAUCUUCUCUCAAGGUAGGAUUGUUCAACAAUUGGGCAGAGAAAACAUUUUGCCAUUUUCCAGCUUCUUUGCCUCUCAAAAACCUUUUAAUACUCCACUCGUUGGUUUAUUCGAACAUUUCAUCAUUUGUGUCAUCACCAUACUUGCCCCACCUCCUGGAGAUGCAUACAACUUCAUUAUGAAUUUGAUUUCUUAUCCAUUGAAUAUUGUCAAUCUCUUUGUUGGUAUUGGGUUGAUUUAUUUGACCAUCCAAGCUAAACGUGGCAAAUUGAUCUGGAAUCCCCCAAUCAAGGCUACUUUACCAGUUAGUAUUUUCUUCACCUUGUCUUCGGCUUAUCUUGUGGUUGCUCCAUACUUGGCUCCUUCUGAAGGACAAUCUGUCUACAAAUCCUUACCAUACUACUUGCAUUGUGUUGUUGGUAUUGGAAUUUUUGCCGCUGGCGCAGUAUAUUGGUUAAUCUGGGCAGUCAUUCUACCAAAAAUUGGUGGCUACUAUUUGCAUCAUCAACAAAUCUUAGAUGAAUCAGAUGGAUUCUGGAGAACUGAGAUUAUUCAAGUAAAGAUUGGUGAAGCACCACCAGAUAGCCCUCAACUCAAUGGUUUGGAAGAUUGCACCACUGAUUUAACUGCCAAAUCUUAG
Messenger RNA from Saccharomycopsis crataegensis, 1641 nucleotides. It is a transcript of the gene MUP1, whose product is annotated as Mup1p. Gene Ontology annotation, cellular component: membrane. Gene Ontology annotation, molecular function: L-amino acid transmembrane transporter activity. The transcript has a single exon. Gene Ontology annotation, biological process: amino acid transmembrane transport. Bases 1 to 1641 code for a protein of 546 amino acids. The record is from RefSeq and is a predicted model, not a curated record. Lineage: Eukaryota; Fungi; Ascomycota; Saccharomycetes; Ascoideales; Saccharomycopsidaceae.